Molecule: messenger RNA, 2688 nt
Organism: Coccomyxa subellipsoidea C-169
Lineage: Eukaryota; Viridiplantae; Chlorophyta; Trebouxiophyceae; Coccomyxaceae
Exons: 10
Coding region: 210-1490 (426 amino acids)
Molecular function (GO): flavin adenine dinucleotide binding
Source: RefSeq, a predicted model, not a curated record
GCGCCAGCAUCAUCCCGGAUGGCCUGUCGAAUGGCACUGAUCCCAUUUAUGUCUAUACCACGCCACGAUUCAUCGUGACUGCCAAUGUGCCAGAGGAUGUUGUGGCAGCAGUGCAAUUUUCAGCAGACUAUGGCCUCAAAGUGUCUGCCCUGGGCACCGGGCACCAGAUUUCCGGAGUUGCCUUACCCCAGUGCGGAGUCACCAUCAUCAUGGAGAAGCUGAAAGCUAUCGACUUUGACGCGGCCACUAACCUGGCCACCGUGCAGAUGGGAGUGAAGAGCGGUGAGGUGGCAGCAGCGCUGGUCCCAAAAAAGCGCUUGCCCAGCAUCGGUACUUGUUUCAAUGUCGGCGUUGCCGGCUUUGCGCUGCAAGGCGGCCUCGGCUUUGUGUUGCGCUACCAUGGCGUCGCUGCAGACUUUAUUCAAAGCAUAGAUGUUGUUACUGUCGGGGCGGACAAGAAGGCCGUUCGUAAGACAAUCAGUCCGGAAGUCGACCCCGAACUGUUCUGGGGCUUCAGAGGCGCUGGUGGGGCACUGGGAGUAGCCAUCAGUUACACCACUCACGCCUUUGCCAUCCCCGACAAUGUGCAGUUGGCUGCUUACACCUUCUCCAUUGACAUCGCUGCAGAGGUCAUGGCAUGGUCUGCCGGGAUCACUGCAACAUCUCCUCGUCAAAUCUAUCCUUUCAUCGUGCUUUCCCCUGCCGGGAAUGGCAAGCCUGCAACUGUGUACUUCAACGCUUUCAAUCUCGGCCCGCCAACAGCAGCAACCGAGGCGUUCUUUCAGCAGGUGGCGACCUACGCUGUGCCCAGGGCAUCCAGCAAUUCCCAGCCGGGCCAAUUGUACACGGAAACGGAUUACUUGAGCUUCUCAAAGGAAGAGAGUGUUGUUGAAUGCGGCAAUCUGAAGGCUGCUACCUAUUGGAACACAUAUUUCACUGCCAAUGACACUUUGACAAGCGGGAACCUACCAACCGGGCUCAUCGAUGCAGUGAUAUCUCAGAUCAAGGCAGCCCCUUUCGAUACACUCUCUAUCAGCAUCUUGCCAGGCCCGAGCUUGCCCGAGGGCGAGGACGCUGCCUAUUUCACACCAGAUGCUUGGAGCUUCCGUGGUUCUUUCUACAUCUUUGUGGGAGACACUUGGAAUGUCCCAGCAAACGAUGCAGAGCACAUUGCUUAUGUCAAAGCAUCAAGCGCAGCCGUCAAGCCCUAUGUGGCGGGCAAUUAUAUCAACCAACUUAUGUUUGCGGAAGCCGACGACGCCAGAAAAUCAUAUGAGGCGGGCAUUUUCACCAGGCUGGAAGGAGUGAAGGCGGCGUUCGACCCUCUCAAUCUGUUCCGGGACCUGAAUUAUGUGCACCCUGACGUAAAGCCGCCGACAGACUUGUUCCAUGGAGAGAUCUACGACUCAUUGCCUUUUGCAGCUGCGGACGCAGUGGCCCCAGCACCGGACACGGCAAUGGGCGGUGCUGAAGCGCCAAAACCCAUGUAGAGCGGGAGGCGUGAGACUUAUGUGUUCGUAUGUCUUAGCAUGUGCCCAGCCGUAAGGGAGGCGCAAUUUGGUGCCCUGCAAGAAAACUGAAUGCACCUUAUCACUAAAAUGGUCAAGGGCUGUGGCAAACCCGCUCUGCUUUGACAUUGACAUUACACUGAACAUGGCCAUGAUAUGUAAGCAUGUGUUCCUUGCAUGAGCAACUACAAAGCUGGCCAGACAACUUUCGGGGGAAUAUGAAUUGAUGCCAUGGGGCAUGCCGCCAAAAUAGUCAGCAGGCCUCUGUAUGGCGUGAUUGAUCUUGAGCCCGCUGAAGGCUGGGUUUGGCUUUCGUGUGUUAACGAUCGCGGAUGCAACCUUAGGUGAGCUCAAACUACCGCUGUUUUGGAGAACAAAGUACCGCCUAAACUGCCAUGUGGCCUGAUCCGCAAGUAUAGACGGCGGUAUUUACAGAUGCGGCUACAAUAUGAUAGGCCGGAGUGAUUUUAAGGUCUAGCAUGGUGGAGGAAGGUUGUUGAGUUUCUCCUCUGCUCAAAAGGACUUUUAGUCAAUAGGGGCGAUAGAGUAGCCCAGGGGUACCCGACUCCAAUUGAACAAUAUGAAACUUCACCCUGCCGUGUCCUCAUUGCAAUUAUAAGGAGUUCUGUGGGCUCUGAUGAAAGACGAUUUAUACAAGAUUGUGAACUUGGUCAUUGAUGACCUGGCCGUGGCGUUAUUGUGGGUCAAAGGGAGCAUGAAGCCAGUUCUGCACAUGGCCAAUGUGCGCAUGCAUCUUUCAGUUCUGUUUUGAGCGCCAGCCUUUGGAUAGUAUGGACUCCUCCUGAGAAAGUUUGUUGGCUGACAAUCUUUCUAAUUACUUGAUGUUAUUACAAUAUAAUAAUUAUGUCUUACAACUUACAUGACCUGGAUGAAAAGUAGGGAAGGCGGUGCAUACUUUCUUUUUGUGUUUAGUCUUUUUAAGAGAACGUGAAGACUAUAGUCUAGCUAGCAUAUAGCAUAGGAUAGCACUAUAGACUAGCUAGCAUCACUGGAAGUGUCCCAUUGUGUCACCCCGUUACAACACUAUCUGUACCAUGAUAGUAAUCCAUGCUGUCAACUUCGAUCGAAUCAUGCCCUUCUCAGGCAAGGCCCUAGGGGCCCUCAGCUAGCAUUGUAAUCUGAUGGCCAAUUGCACAUAUCGGGCUUGGUCCUAAGAUCC